AAAAAAAUUGUUACGUUUCCACCUCAAAGUGAAAUAUAGUAUUUAGUUCUUUCUUUCAUUUAAUGCCUAUUGGUGUUCCAAAAGUUCCUUUCCGAAGUCCUGGAGAGGAAGAUGCAUCUUGGGUUGACGUAUACAACCGACUUUAUCGAGAAAGAUUACUUUUUUUAGGCCAAGGGAUUAAUAGCGAGAUUUCGAAUCAACUUAUUGGUCUUAUGGUAUAUCUCAGUAUCGAGGAUGAGACCAAAGAACUGUAUUUGUUUAUAAACUCUCCUGGGGGCUGGGUAAUACCUGGGAUCGCUAUUUAUGAUACUAUGCAAUUUGUGCGACCAGAUGUCCAUACAGUAUGCAUGGGAUUAGCCGCUUCAAUGGGAUCUUUUAUCCUGGUCGGAGGAGAAAUUACCAAACGUCUAGCAUUCCCUCACGCUUGGAUCAGGGUAAUGAUGCAUCAACCUGCUAGUGGUUAUUAUGAGGCGCAAACAGGCGAAUUUGUCCUGGAAGCGGAAGAACUGCUGAAACUGCGUGAAACCCUCACAAGGGUUUAUGUACAAAGAACGGGCAAACCCUUAUGGGUUGUAUCCGAAGAUAUGGAAAGAGAUGUUUUUAUGUCAGCAACAGAAGCCCAAGCUUAUGGAAUUGUUGAUCUUGUAGCGGUUGAAUGAAAAUAACAUGGAUUUCGCGCAAAUCUGUGAUUUGAGAUUUUAUCUUCGAAUUGAAUAUUCUAUUAAAUAGAAGUAAUUCAUCAUCAUUCGGUUAGGAUCAAUCUAAACCAAUCCAUCAUAUUUAUACGAUUCAACAUGCCAACUAUUAAACAACUUAUUAGAAAUACAAGACAGCCAAUCAGAAAUGUCACGAAAUCCCCCGCUCUUCGGGGUGCCCUCAGCGUCGAGGAACAUGUACUAGGGUGUAUGUGCGACUCGUUUAGAUCAUGAGCUGGCACAAAAGCAAGAAAACGACUUUUACAGUAUCAAUGAUCAGUACCGGUGAGUGGGAUAGGAUGGAAAAAGGAACUCCAUUCAUUAUUAAAAAAAAAACUCUAUCAUAUCCCUCUAUUGUGUAUGAAGUUUAUGGUUUCCGUUGGUGUAAAUCCAAUCACCUGAAUUUAAGAUGAUAAGAAAUUCUCCAUUGGUAACAAAUGGUUAUCCAUUAAGCGGAGGAAAUCUUAUUUAAAAAGCAUAAAACAUAAAGAUUAGGUAGGUUCCCAAUCUGGCAAGAACGGACUAAGAGGGUCAGCUACCCAGCAAACUUUCAUAAUUAAAUACCGUUACUGUAUAGGUAGAUCUGAUUGUGAAAGACCUAUUACUGGAUAAUUCAUGGGUAGAGCCAAAGCGUGUGAACUAUACAAGUUCCCAAUAACAUUAAUUAGUUGAUUAAAUAUUAAAUUAAAGUAUAAAGUAAAGGCUCCGGUGUAUAGAGAAGACCUCACCGUUUAAGAAGUAACCAUAGAAACGAAGGAACCCACUAUUUCUUUUUUGAUUUCUUUUAUUUACUAGAUUUUUGAUACCUAGGAAAAUACAAUUUCUUAUUUCUUUCUUAUUUCACAGUGAAAUAUCUAAUAAAAAAAAAAAAAAAGAAAAAAUCGUGGUCGGGAAGGUUAGAGUAGCCAAAGCCAUUGGAAUUUUGAUUUUAUACAUUGGAAAAAUACGUUUUGUUAUUAAUAGACUAGGAAGGGGGAAAAGAAUAACUGAAAGAAAGGCAAUCAAUUAGUUAUUCGUCAAAGUUUCAUUUAUUCAAUGACCAGAAUUAAACGGGGAUAUAUAGCUCGGAGACGUAGAACAAAAAUUCGUUUAUUUGCAUCAAGCUUUCGAGGGGCUCAUUCAAGGCUUACUCGAACUAUUACUCAACAGAAAAUAAGAGCUUUAGUUUCGGCUCAUCGGGAUAGGGAUAGGAAAAAGAGAG
Lycium ferocissimum is the source of this 1896-nucleotide messenger RNA. Its product is annotated as ATP-dependent Clp protease proteolytic subunit. The transcript has 3 exons. Gene Ontology annotation, cellular component: endopeptidase Clp complex. Bases 63 to 659 code for a protein of 198 amino acids. Lineage: Eukaryota; Viridiplantae; Streptophyta; Magnoliopsida; Solanales; Solanaceae. Gene Ontology annotation, biological process: protein quality control for misfolded or incompletely synthesized proteins. The record is from RefSeq and is a predicted model, not a curated record. Gene Ontology annotation, molecular function: ATP-dependent peptidase activity; ATPase binding; serine-type endopeptidase activity.